Molecule: messenger RNA, 14794 nt
Organism: Homarus americanus (American lobster)
Lineage: Eukaryota; Metazoa; Arthropoda; Malacostraca; Decapoda; Nephropidae
Product: ralA-binding protein 1-like
Exons: 12
Coding region: 651-3101 (816 amino acids)
Biological process (GO): small GTPase-mediated signal transduction
Molecular function (GO): GTPase activator activity; small GTPase binding
Source: RefSeq, a predicted model, not a curated record
CUUAUGUGCAUGUUAGUUACUACUAUCUUAUUCCUACUGUCAUAUAUAAGUGUCAGUUGUGUAGAGACACAGGUGUCAUGAUCGUAUUUGCAUAUAUUACUUUAUGGCAACUUAACCACCACUUGUUUCUAUAUAGAGGUUGCAUUCAGAUGAGGCAUGUGAGACGAGCAUGUCAUGAAUGCAGCGAGUGAAAGAGAUGAAAGAAGUGAGUGGGAGUGUCAGGUGAGGAGAGGAGAGCUUGUGUUGUGUAGGUGUGUUUGUGUGGGUGUAAGAUACCUGUACCUUGUGUGUGUGUUUGUUUUAUGCAUCAUUGUAUAGUGUGUAUGUACUGGCGUUUAUAUACGUGUGUGUGUAUUCUGGCGUUUAUGUACGUGCGUGUAUAUGUUGCGUUUAUGUAUAUAUGUUGGCAUUUAUAUGUUCAUACAGUAUGUGUAAAAAAUAUUACGUAGAACUGUACUUAAGAUAACACUAUCGUAAUCUUGAUAUGGUGGAAGGUGCCCAAUAAGGCGCUGAACCGUACUUGUUUAUCAUAGUACAACAGCCAGAAGUGGGUUACAACUCUUCCCUCAGAACAACUGCCGUGAAGGAGGGGAAGACUACGUUACUUUCAGCUCCUCGCACUGUUAGGUGUUUAGAGUAGGAAAAACUUAAUGGACGGAGACAGCGGCCAUGAGCGGGGAGGGAAGAAGGAGUUACUAAGAAGUAAGAAAAAGGACAAGAAAGAUAAAAAUAAAGACAAGGGUUAUGCAGCGCUAGGAGAGGAUAGUUCCCCCGACGAGAUGGACCAGUCAGAUACCAGGAGUCCACUAAAGCCCAAGAAGCCUAAAUCCUUCAAAUUCUUACAUAAACGAGAGAAAGAUAAAGAGGAGAAGGAGAGAGAGAAAGAGAGAGACCGGGAAGAGAGAAGAAGCGAUAAGGCCAGGGAUGACAGGAAGAGGGAGAAGGAAGAAAAGAGGGAAGAGAAGAAAAAAGAAAAAGAAGAAAAGAAAGGUGACAAGAGAAAAGAGAAAGAAGACAAAAAGGGCGACAAGAAGAAAGAGAAGGAGAAGGAAAAAGAAGAGAGAAAGAGAGAGAAGGAGGAGAAGAAAAAGAGUAAAAAAGACAAGAAGAAGAAACUGGAGGAGAUAUAUGAAGAGGAGUUGCCAGUGUUUGGUGUGCUACUUAACCUAGCAGUAGACAGAUGCCCAAGCCACGAUGGUGUUCACUUGCCUGUCAUCGUGCGCGAGUGUAUCGACUACAUUGAGGAACAUGGUCUACACUGUGAAGGUAUCUACAGACUAAGUGGAGUGAAGAGUAAAGUUCAACACCUCCGCCGUCAGUACAACUCGGGUGAUCCCGUCAGACUCACAGACCAGGAACCUCAUGUUGUUGCCUCGCUGUUAAAGCAAUAUCUCAGGGAAUUACCAGAACCGGUGCUAACAGUAGACAUGAUGCCACAUUUUGAAGACGUUGCGAUGAUUCCUAAUCCAGCAGAGCGAGCAGAGGCGAUGAGACAGCUGAUUGACAGACUGCCCACAGCCAACAGACUACUUGUUCAGUACAUGUUCAAACACAUGGGUCAUAUCAUUGCACGGGAGAGAGAUACAAAGAUGAAUUACCAAAAUGUCAGCAUUGUACUCUCUCCAACAAUGCAGAUCUCUCAUCGUGUCCUCAACGUUCUGUUCUUAAAUCAUCCUUAUCUCUUUGGUAAUGUAGUAAUCAAAAGAUAUGUCCCUCCCAUCCGAAGUACCGGCGGAGAACGAACAGUCGACCAGCUUAGGUCAGUGGCGGAGAUAGAAGAUGAGAUGAUGAAGCAGGAGUCACUUUUAGGUUAUCUUCACGCUCAAGUAGCUCGAGGAAAUGUGUCCAGGAAGAAAGAGGAGAGACUGUGGGAAGCUCAGAGAAUAGUCACCCUUCUGAAGAGAAAACUAAGAUCAGCGCAGAGAAGAGAAGAAGAGGAGAAACAAAGGGGAAGGAAUGGUGAAGGAAGAAAGGGUGAAUUAUCAGUUGAAUUUGAGAAAGAGUCUACCUCAGAAGAUUCCCAGAAGGACACAGACAUGGAGAGAGAAGAUAUAUCCUCUAAAGAAGCUGCGUCUGAUGACUCCAAGCACGGUAGUGAGAGUGAAAACAGUAGCGGACACUCUAGAAAAACAUCGAGAUCAGAAAACAAUGUGACGGUAGUGAGUGUGAGUGUAGAGUCUGAAAGUAGUACAGGUAAUGAGAAUGACAAACAAGGUAAUGAUGACAGUAGUAAAGAUGGAUCUCAUGUAACAACCACAACGGUACCUCUUCCUCCUACACAGCCACCCACAACGAUCCCGGCUCUGCCUAAACCGGUGUCGGCACGAACUGAAAGAAAUAAGAUGGCUCAGGCCUUACACAGUGACAACAGAGAACAGUCUACUGAGAAGUGUGUCCCAGUUCCAGUUGUUACGGAUGACAGUGGCAGUGUGGAAGUUGUGGAAGAGGCGGAAAGUGCUUUUCAGGAACCGAAAAUGAAUCUCAGAGACGAAGAACAACACGGACACAUAACUGUAAUCCAGGUUGGGGGAGGCAGUGGGGUAGUGGAAGAACACACUCACUCAGGUGCUCCUCGACUUGAUCACUCUCAGGUAUUGCUUAAUCAGAGGCCAGAAAUGAAAAGAUUAACUGUAGAUAAAGUUCCCCUGAGAGAGAGCAGAAGUUUGGAUGAUUCAAGAGCCAAAGGUGACAAUGAGUACUUGGCUCUGUUAACUCAAGAGGCCAUAGUUCAGGCACACCACGAGGAACUCUUGUCCAUGAACCACGAUCUGAUGCGUAAACUGCAGGCAGAGCGGGCCGAGAUCACCAGACUGAGGGAAGAAAUACAGGAGAUGCAGACCUUGUAUGGUUAUAGGACCUACUCGUACGACAGCAGUGAGAGUGAGGGUAGUGAGAGUGACGGGGAGAGCGACACCGAGGAAGAGAUGCAGAGUCAACUGUCUUCCGUCACCAAGAUCAAUGCUUCCCUUCAGGAGGAAAACUUUGCCCUCACACGGCGUAUACAGGAGGAGCGAGAAGCAGUGGUGCAUCUUCGUGUGCAGCUUCAACAGGCACAUUGGAAGUGUUUCCCUCAUCACUCCCCCAUAGCACCAGUCUGCUAGCUUGCAUUGCUUCCCACCAUUGUGAUAUUUCAUUGCCACAAGGUGGGAGUACGUCAUGGCUGUUAUUAGGAUAGAGUCUCCAUUACCUGAACUUGCAGAUGAUAAAUUGUAAGUAUUACUCAACAAGUUCAUGUCUUAAGAAUAUCUUUUGUAAUGAUAGGUAAUAAACUGGUGCAUAAGUCCCACGACACUUCACAGCUGUCUUAAUAAGUCUUGUUCUGAGGUUGUCUGUCUGUAUGUAUGUAUGUAUUUUCAUGACAUAAUGUAAAUUUUUCAUAUAUCAUUUUCAGAUAACCACAUUCACUCAGUAACAAUAUUAAGUCUGAAUGCAACUGAAAAUCAAAUCUAUAUCUGCCCAUAUCAAAAUACACAUUGGUUUUGUACAUUUUCUACAAUGGAAGAAAAAACUACCUACUAAUAGACUAUCCCCAACACACAUAUAAUUUGAGUUAAACAGAUCUAACUUGCCUCUUCACUAAUUCUCAACACUCAUACUUUACCUUUAGUGUGAGGAAGACAGGAUUUUGGUCAUAAUAGUCACUACAUGCACCAGUCCAAUCUUAUUUAAAAAAAAAGAAGGAUAUUGCUUACCGAUUUUUUUCUCCAACUAUAUUCCAAUAUUGAAUAAGAUGGUCUGAUUGUAAGGCUGAAGUUGCUUUAGUUGUGUGUGUUAAGAAUGUGUAUAUCAGAGCAGAUAGGUGGCUAACAUAAGGCAGGAAAAAAUCUUGUUGGAGUACUGGUACUUUGUCUUACACAGUUAUGAUCUGCAUCUCAAUAUGUCCUUCAUUGUAUUUUUAAGAAGAAAUUAUAUAUGACUUAGAAACAAUGUCAACUUGCUCUGUAUUUUAAUGAGAUUUUUGACAGCAAGAGUCCUGACUGACUAGAGAAGUCAGUCGGUAACUCUACAGUACAUGGGAAGUGCCAAAUAGCCAGUCAAAUAAUAUUCCUAUGUCUGAGUAGAUAUUUUUUAGGAGUUGGUCUAUAAAUUCCUAAUGUAGGUACGUCUUAUAUUCAAUUUAAAUGGGUAAGAAAUGUUAGGGACCGAAUAUAUUGCACAAGAAAAUUUACAAAGAGUUUUAUACAAUUUUCUACAUAGCAAAGAUAAAUAUUCCCUAGCUUGACUUUAUUUAUAUCAAGGUGGAAGUCGUACCGUAUCACUUCUUAGCAAUUAGUUAUGUUAUCUCAGGCAAACUAUCCUUUGUCAGAAGUCAGAGUUAUAAAAGACAUGGUUUAUAAUAGAAAUAAUGGUGAAUCUUCCUCAGCAUUUAUGAUAUGAUGCAAUAAAUGCCACAACAGUUGCCAGAAAAACUGCUAAAAACAAGCAUCUCUUGCCUGUUGAGAUAAUAUUCAGAUCGUUCCAAAAUGUUAGUCUGUAAAAAUGUGUUAAGUUUACCAAUUGUUACUACUUUUGCACAGGCCAGAGUCAAAUAGAAUAUAUUUAUAAUGUAUCCGAGUAAUGGUUAUACGUUAUGGUAAUGCCGAUUUACCUCAGCGGGACAGUGACGACGUAGCUUGCAUGCAAAGUUUGGUUCACUGGAGACAUGGUGUCUAAAAUACUCUUUUUAGUUAUUAUAUACAAUACUCUUUUGUGUUACUCUUAUACAGGUCUUGAUUACAACUAUUGUGUGGUCGUGUAUGAUGAGCAAAAAUAUGAUUUGGAUAUACAGACUUUGGUGAAUAUUUUCUGGAUGGAACAAAUGGACGGGAAAUGUAGCACCUACUCGUCCAGCCUCCGAGGGAUUAGCAUGUGCCCAGUCGAACGUAAACAAACAUAUAUUAAUUAUCUCUUCUGAAGCAGAUGUACUGUGGCUUAUUUAAUUAAUUAUCACUUGAAAUUGGCUUCUACGGUACAUAUUUAAUUAUUUUUCAAGUAAUCUAGUGAAAAAAGAACGCAGAAUGAUGGAAGCAUUUUACCUACUGCAUCAGUUGUUGUUUUUGUACAUGUGUUCUUCCAAGUGGUUAUUCACAUGUAAGACUUAUAUUUACAGUAGUAUGAAGAAGACUAGUUCUUACUCAAAUUACUUCACAUCAUAUUUGCUGUCCUAGUCCACGCUAGUUAUGUUUAAGAGGAAUUAUUCUUGUUCUUUUUUUUAGAGGGGGGGAGUUGUAAAUUUAGUACAUACCUGUAUAAAAAGCUGAGUCUCAUAAAAUUAUAUAUGUAAGCCAGAGAUGAAUAGUGCAGAAUAUCUUUCAUCUUCACUUGAAAAUAUAUAAUCAGUGUAACAGUACAGUAGUACAUUUCCACCUACUGUACAGUAUUCAUAUUUAACUCCCAUUUGUCAGAAUAUACACCUCACAUCUAACACUGAGGUCUGUAUAAUGUACUGUACUCUAUGUACUUGUCAGUUUGCUUUAUACUCCUGCAGAGGUAAUGAUGUUGCACUCAAGGCCAUAUGGUAGCACUUCCCUCCUAUACUGUAUCGUGUUUGGUAAUGCCUAGUUACAGUUAUCAUUUUGUAUACUCUAAUUCUUUGUUUUGUAUCAAAAUUGAGGUUUGAACAUGUAUAAGUUUCAUAUAUAUACUGUACUGUAUAUGUUGAAUUUGUACAUCAACUGUUGAAGUGUUUUCCCUGUAUUAUAAAUCAUGUUAUUAUUAAUGGUACGUAUUCCUCUAUUUACGAACUUCGGUAUCUGAAAUUUCACGUUAAUGAAAGGGAUAAAUUGUGGAUUGCUUUUUUUAUAUACACAAGCAAUUUUCUUAUUUAUGAUAUUCAGUUUUUGGGUCAUAAUUGAUCCAUUAGUACAGCAGUAUAACAUCACCUGUUUCAUUGAUUAUUGUUUAUGCUCAUUCUCUCCAUUAUACAGUAAGUACCAAAAGGAGAUCAUCUUCAGUAGUUAUUACAGUAAAGAGAAGAGUCAGUCUGUUUUGUAAGUGAUGCAGAUAAGAUUAAACAAAGUGGUGAAACUACUGUUAUACCCUCGAGUGUACAUCAAGAAUGAGUACGUAAUGGUAAAGGCAGUGAAAUGUAAAAGCCCAGUAUAGUACUGUAUGGAGGAAUUGCAACAUCACAUCGCCUCACGUCUCUACUUCAGUCAAUGUGCACGUUUGUCACCAUGUUUUGGUCCGUUAUUGUUUUUCCUAACUAAAUUAUUGUUUUAUUAUUUCUGUGCUUUAUAUCACUCUAUCCUUAUUACAAUAUUGUAUUAUUCUAAGUGAAAUUUUGCAUAUCGUUAGGAUAGAAGAUUGUCCGGAACACAUCGCUAGUUUUCCCCCUGAAUUUAAUGAGAUUUUGGUACUGUACCCAUCAGCUAUUUUGGGAAUGUAUCCCUUUUGUAAAUAGAGGAAUAUUUGUAUUAUUAUUUAUAUUUAUAUUAUCAUUAUUAUAGCUCUUUUAACUUGCAUACUCUGUAUAAAUUAUACAGUACUUGUACUUACACUGUUAUGGUUUGCAUGUGUUGUAUGUGUUGAUGGAUUGGUGGAAACAAUAAUUUAAUUCAAAGCUUUCAGUCAUCUCUGGAUUGGGUUUGUCAUCUGGGAAGAUAUGAAGAAAUCUUUUUAUUUAUAAACCGAAAGUCUCUCAUUUAUAAUCAAAAGGUGGGUCUCUAUACACACAAGCUGAUAAAUUUCAAAAUGAACACUGUGACUCCUCUUGUCUCGGUAGGGUUAUCAAAAUUCUUCGUCUGUUGUCUUUUUUGUCUAACACAAAGUAGUAAAGAUACUACUGUAUUUGGUGUACCAUCCUCAUUGAACUGUAUGUGUGUUAAGGGGUAGUUUGACUUAUAGUACUUGGACAAGAAAAUUGUUAAGACUGAUGACUGCUGCUUCCUAACAUGAAAAUACUGUGCCCCUGUUUGACUUUGACCCCAUCUUAUGAUUUUUUAUCUUCAUAAUUUGGACCUGGGAGUAGUUUGUUGACAUUAACCCUGAUGUAAACGAUCAUUAAAAACCCUACACUGGUUCAGAAAUUAUAGAAUGGACACGAAUUAUGAGAUGGAUAAACUUACGAAUACUGUAAACAAAUGGACUGUAAAGCUGUGACAAAAUGCUCCUCCCUUUUGGAGAGCAUGGGAGAGUACAGUAAUCCUCAUCAUUGACGUCCCAGUCAAGAGGGAGUACUGAAGGCUGAUCUAGUCCAGAACUGCUGUGAAAGAACUACUUGUAUUAUUCUCUUGGUAAUGUGAAUAUGCCAUACAUUAAUUGUUGUUAUGAAUUUAUUAUAUAGCUCCUGUUAUCAUUAGGAACUGCAGGGUUAGCAACUGAAGGCUAAACAAUAAGGUCAUCAGUAUACGUGGAUGUUGGAUCUGCCUUUGAAAAUAUAAAACAAGGAAGAAAGGCAGUUAUUCAUAUAUUCUUGGCAGGCUGUGUGGGAAAUGGUUUUUUCCAUAUAUAUGAUGCAAGUCUCAAAUAUUAACCAUAAAUAUGACUCGUAUCAAGAGAGAUUUGAAUUAUCUUUGGAUACUUGAGGUACAUCACUUGUAGACGACAUUAAGGGAGGUAUAUUAUUGUUAGCUAAGCCUUGUGUGUGUCUGUGUGUGUGGUACAGCACAUUAAUCAACAGAAAUCCCUUGUACAGUAUAAUAUAAUUUCUUCACAGCGAAAGAUAUUUAUCAUGAUUGUCUCUUGAUCUCUCAACUCCUGUUUAUAUUAAGUGGAAGAUUCAUCAAGAUUAAGUAGAAAUUUAAACGGAUUCAUUAACUUUAUCCAAAAUCUUUCCUAUUCGAAUACUAAGUAUAAUACAUAAAAGUUUUCUGUACUUUUUAUCCUUCUCCAGAGGUUAAUGGUUUGUGCAUACAGUAACGCUGCCAUACCUUUCAUUUGUUACAUAUUAUUGUAGUUUUCUGAACCCCUAACCCAGACGUGUUAGGAAAGGUUGGCAUUUGAUGAACAGUAGUUGAUGAUGAACUUCUCAGCCCAUUUUACGUACUACUUCAGCUUUGUUUUUAUUAUUACUAUUCCUCGGUGUAUGGAAUGCUAAAGUAAACUGUCCAUAUUAUUACGUUUGCACGAUGAAAAACACAUCAUCAAUAUAUAUAUAUAUAUAUAUAUAUAUAUAUAAUAUAUAUAUAUAUAUAUAUAUAUAUAUAUAUAUAUAUAUAUAUAUAUAUAUAUAUAUAUAUAUAUAUAUAUAUAUAUAUAUAUAUAUAUAUAUAUAUAUACCUGUACGGUGUAUUUCUAUUCUCUAAUACUGUAGAUAUACUAUAUUUAUACUGUACUUACACACAGACCUCUUACUUGUGUUUCAAGUACAGUACUGUCGUCAUCUUGUGUAGUCCAGGCUGUAGGUCAAGUUGCAGAUGAGGGUAGUCAGGGGAGGCUGUGUUCCUUUACUUAGAUCUCUUACUUCUGAGGAAAUUGUCUCAUUUUUGUUCCUAUUAACUAUUUUGCAUCUAUGCCGGAGUUUUUCAGGAGCUUGUUUUGUAUUAAAGGUAAAUUUUAUAAGUGUGCCUCAAGUGUCCAAGUUUAAUGCUAGUCUUGUUUGUAAUGGAUAAACUGUACUGUAUUACAAAAAAUAUAUAUUUUUGAAACAAUGUGUGGUGUAAACUAAUUUUUGAUAUAUUUGAUCCAGUUUAUAAGGAGUUAGUUGCCUAAACCACAGUACAGUACUGUACUUAAAACAGGCCAGUGUAUGGCAAGGUCUUAUAUUUAAUGUCAUCUUCAUUAUUAUUAUCAUGUCAUGAAAUAAUGAAUCACCAGAUCUCAUAUCCAAAUAAUUAUAAUAACCAGGUGAAUAAGAAUCUUUUAUGAAUUAACUCUUAAUUUGGGGGAACAUUUUACUGUACAUACAUACUGGAUGUGUAGUAUACAUACAGUCUGGAUGGUAUGAUGGUUGUUCUCAGUCAUCUUUGGUGAGGAACACUAGAUCAUGCGGAUUAUGUAUUAUCAACUGUGUACUGUAUUUAGAAGAAGAUUUAGGGAUACUGUACCUGUAGUCUCACACCAAUAUUAAGUCCAUUAUUAUACGUGCAGACUUCAGACACCACAUGUAGACAAAGGCUUUAGGUCACAGAUGUUUACAAUCAUGAUCCAUAAUUAAUAUUGUUAAUACUGAACUAAGCAGUUGAUGUGGAUAGGUGCAGUGUUUUAUUGUAAAGUAAAUGUGACGUUCAAAUGUAGGAUGGUGUAAUGGGGGGGAGAGCCAGCCUGCUUGAAGAAAGAACUCUUCAGGACAGCAGACCUUAGAAGAAUAUUAAAUGGGUUCACUGGGAGAUGGUUAAGGCCAGUGUCUGUUCAUAGGGCAUGUAAAGAAUGAGCAUGAGAUUCAUUCAUGUGUCCAUGGAUUAUAUAUUUCAUGUACACGAAAGUAGUACUGUACUUGCCCUUUCUGACAGAGGUUAUCAGCUUUUCUUUUAUCUUGAGACUGAGGGAGGGAAUUGUAUUUAUCUAUAAUUGUUUCAUUUUCAUACUUAUUGGGUUAUAUGUUUGUGAGGAUUAGUUGCAAACUUUUUGGGGUUACACAAUUUCAGUACCACAAAAUAUUGAAACAUUAAUGCUAAUUUGUCUGGUUAUGUAAGCUAAUUAAACUUUUACUAGUAAAAGCAAUUGCAUCAACUUGAAAUAGCCAUCCAAAUGUGUAUAAACAAUGAAAAUUUCUGUAAUUCAGUGCCAUAUGGAAGGCAAAAGGUUCAGUAAUAUGGAUGAAAUAGUUGAUAGGUAGGAGGAGGUGAGAGCCACCUUGCUGUUUAAUAUAGAAAAUAUAUUAGAUUAUUGUAGACAUACUGUACUGUAUAUUGAUUAAGGUGACCGAAGCAAACCCUUCUUGACUGAAGAAGAAUAUUACAUAAACAGAAGUCAACAAGGAUUAGGUUCAUUGAAAUUAGCAGAAACGUUGUAAUGUUGAAGUUAUUGUGAAAUCCAUUUUCAAUAGCUUUCUUUUAUGUAUCACUGUAUGCAGUCUGCCCAGCCACAAAAUGUGGAAAAUUGGAAAAAAAUAAAUAUAUAUAGUAUAGUGUAUGUAUAUAUAUAUAUAUAUAUAUGCACGCUCACACACACAUAUAUAUUUUUACCAAGUUUUAUAAAUAUUGUAUAUUCUGAUCACCAAUGUUGAAUCAUAUUUAAAAUCUCAUUGGUUGUAUGAUAAUGUCACUAACCAUUUGAGAUUAAAAGACUGAUCCAUUUCAUGAUUCAUGUUCUUAAAAAUCAUAUACCCUGUACAUUAAGCACAUGUUUCAUGUAUAUUAUGUCAAUCUACCUGUACUGGCAUACUGUAUUACUCAAGUUAUUCAUUUAUCAUUAUAGCAAUACAAUAAUGUUGCUCAUAUAAUUACCACAUAGGUACUCCAAGCCUUCCUAUUAACAGCACUUAUUCACUUCCUUUCUUGAAAAUUUUUUCAUUAUACUUAAUGGGUCAUUACUGAGCAUGAGUAUUAGAAAAUGAGUUUAAUAUUAUAUAACAGCCCCUUAUUCAUGCAUGUACAUUAUAAUAGUUGUUAGACAGUGAAGGUGGAAGGAGAAAACCUCGCAUAGACGUAAGCUCCAUUCAGUUUAUUUUAUACAGUACGUACUGUACUACACCAUAAUGUACUACACUGUUUAACUUUCAUUCCUCUUAAGUCAAUUUUUAAUUUCCAGUAGACAAUGAGUCACAGACUUUAAGCUGUGAAUAAAACAUAUGCUGUUUACUUAGUUUUAUAAGACGGCAACCGUAAAGUUAGAAGGACCGAGUGUGGGGCCAUAUUAUGUCAGAUGCCUUGUGGCUGCAUGGGACAGCUAUAUUGGCUUCUGAAACUUGAUAUUUUUUUAGGAAUCUUGUUAUAUGAGCAUCUCAACUCUCACACCUAACCUGACUGACUGACAAUGACAACUUGACCUCUGUUUCACCGAUCAUCCAGCACCCUACCUAUAAUGGGGGGAGGGCUUACUAAGGAUUACUUUUCAUCCAUGUUUACUUCAAUAUGUUCAUUGGAACUUUGUGUUUACGUGGAUUAUUACUAAGUAGGAAGAGAUAUUUCAUAAGUUGGGAUGUAUCAGUAUAUUAAGGACGGUAAGAAGAUUAUGCACGUGAUAUAUUUUUUGGAUCUCAUUCAAAAUGGUAGACUGGCUGCAGGUAUAUUUUAAUCAAAUCUGGCACAUAUUUUCAAGGCAGUGAGGUUAUUGUAUUUGUCAAAUUGUAUUUUCAUCUUUAAAAUAGCAGAUUUCUGUUUAUUUAUUUUUGGUUAAAGCAAGUUGUUUAUGCACUGAAAAUAUUUUACCUAGUGAUUCAGAAUAACUUAUCAUUCAUUGUCAACAUUUUAUGGCUAUUGUUUACCUGACUCUCAGUGUCCUGCCACCAUCUUAAGUUUUUUUUUAUCAAUUUCCAAUGUAAUACUUGAACAUAGCUACCAUACAUUGUUUUAACUGUGUACUGUACAACAUUUCAAAAUUAAUCAAAAUCACUGCUAUUUUAACUGUGCCAUUAUAGUAUUCAGUACAGUACAGUACACCACAGUACAGUACAGUAGUGUACAGUACCAUUAUUAGGCCAUGUUCUGACCUUUUUUUGUGCAGGAAAAUGUUCUUUUAUUCAGACUGAAUUAGUUAUUUUUUGUUAUUUACAAUUAGUGUAUCUCACACCAUCUAUUAUUAUGCCCUGAUAGGUACUUGUGUUAAACUGGUACUGUACUGUAUGUGGUAUGUUAUUCUUGUCCAGUUUUAUCUUGUUUCACCCGGAAGUUGAUGUUUUUCAUAACACUGCUGUACAAUUGUGGCAAGUUACCCAAUUAUUCCAUGAAAACCAAUUUUCUAUUUAAAUUUCAGUGGUAAAUUUACGUUAUUAGAAUAGUAUGAACGUUACUGUCUAGAAUGAUUUACAAAAUCUAAACAGCCUCAUACUUUACUUAUAUACAAAAACAUUACAGUAAAAUCACGUCACUUGUGCAGAUGUAUUACACCAGUGGAACCAGUUUUAAACUUAACAUCAAUAUCAGGCAGUGGGUAAACAAGUCAGAAAUCAUGGUUGUUGAUUAGAUCAGUUUUUAUCAGUUGCAAAUGUAAGUGUAGUAUGUUGGGGGAAACAAGCCUACAAUUGGACGAUGUAAGAUGUGGAGAGUAAUUAACUUUAUUAUAUUCCUUGAUCUAGUUACUGGACGUGUACCUUAGGUAAUGUACUUAUGAAAAUAUCAUCAAAAUCAUUUUCAAGUAAAAGUUUUAACGUUGUCAGGGAAUUCACCAUGAUAUUUCUUUGCCUGUUAUGAUAUAAUCAAUUCUUGAUCACCGGAAGCUCAAUGUCAAAAGUGGACUAAAAUUUGUAGAAUGUAGGUAUGUUCAUUAUAAUGGAGUUGGUCAGGUAUCCCAAGAUAAUUCUCCAUGGAAGAUAUAUAUGGUAAACCCUUGUUGAACUGUACUGUGCUCUACUAAACUGGAAAAUAUGGAUAAACUGAACUCUAUCUGUAGUAUUCUAUGAAAAAUUGGAAAUUGGUAGAAUUUGCUGAUGCAAUAGAACAAGUGAUGAUCUGGUGUAGUGGGUUGCCACAUGUAAAUGUCACAUAUUCAUUUGAGCUACAGCUUUGCCCUGGGGGAUGCUAUAUGCCUGAGCCAGUCCAUUGUUGACAGUUGGUCAACAUUGACUGUGUAGUGAUAAUGUACCAUCUGUUUUUCUCUUGUGUGUGUGUUGUGCUCCCUCUAUCUAGUGGUAGUGGUAAAAGACCAGAGUGAGUGCAUGAGCAUACAAGCAGUGUUGAUUCAGCUAAACUGUGUUGACAUCCACUUCACUCGCUACACUUUGGGGUUUAAGCUGGCUAGCUAGUAUAAGUUUUAAUGUAAUAUUAUUGUAAUUGUUGUUCAUGUUUUUUGGAACAAUGAUUCAACACUAGCUAUAAAUGCUCAUUAAAUGGUUGAAAUCAAAUGCCUGUACUGUACUUAAAAGUUCAGAAAUUUGCAAAAUCCAUACCUCCAAUCAGUCCAGUUCAACAAAGGUGUAUAGUACUGUAUUACAUAGUAAGACAGCCAAGUGGAAACAGCACUCACUUCAUGUCUUAUGGGCUGUGGGUUCAUGCCUGGUGCUCCCUCAGUUGUAAUUGGGAACCUAACUUUACAAAUGUGAAAGUAAAGUCUAUUAGAAGCAGUGCUGGUCAGUCUGCCUACUUAUACAGUAUACUGAAGCUUAGUAUCUAGUGUGCUGUAUCUGCCCAGCCCUUAACCAUCUGUCAGGCCCAUGGGACCCAUGUUCACUGUAUAACAUUUACUUUACUGAUAAUUAUCAGUUAUCUUAGUCUUUUUUCAUACCAAGCUAAUUGGGCAAGGUUUGACCAAAAUGGAUUUGAUUGUUCCUCAGAGACUAUUUGGAGAUUUUGAAAUGGAAAACAUGUUUUAGCAUUGCUCUGGACAUACUCCAAGACAGUAGUUCCUUUUAUAAGACUGAACAUGUAUUUUGAACCAGAGGGCCACUGUUUCCGAUUCCUCUGAAUUAUCUUGCCUUUUUUAAAAUACUUCUUGGCCAUCUUUUACUAACUAAAACACAUGUCAAAAUUUUGUAACCUUUUGAAUAUUGUAACUUGCUCAGUCCAUCUAAUAUGAUCUUCCAAGAAUUUUAACUUUAUUUUUUUUAGUGUUGAUUGUUAGAAAACAGUACAUUACAUAAGAAUUAACAGAAAAGCAUUUGUAGAAAUAAAAUAAAUGUUUGUUAUAAAAUCAUAUUAAUUUACAAGCACACUAACAUUUACAUCUUUUGUGUCCGACAAGAACCUUUGUAGUUGGUACAAAAUCUGGAAUCAGUACCCUGUAUAGUUAAUCCAGGUGUUUAUGUAUACAUAAUAUACUUGUAGUUGUCCAAGAACUGAUAUGAAUACAUCUGCAUGUGAUUAGGAGGGCAUUAAUGCAAAUUUAAGGGUUAACAAGUCAAAGGUGAUGGGCUAGGGAAGGAACAUAGGACAGUGCACCCUGACAGUGUUCAAACUAGGUUUGUGUGGGACAGUCUCAUCCACUUUGACCUGGUAUCUCAUUUCACACAGAUUGAAACAGGAGCUGUGGGGACAUGUUUAUGACACUAGUACAGUACAGUAUUGGUUCACACAGGAUAUUGAUCACACAUUAUCUCCUUCUUGAGAGUUUAAACAUGGGACCAAUGGACUGCCAACCCAGAACAAUAACCACUAUGCCACCACACAUCACAUAUGUACUAAGAGGAUCUAUGCUCUACCUUGAAAUAUAAAUAAUGGUGUAAUAGCCAGUUAUUGUUGAUCUUGUAUGAGAACAAGUACUGUACUGUACUAAUCACACAAACACACACACAAAUAUAAUUGUGUUUGUUAGCAUUUAGCCAUGUUGAAAAAUUAACAUUAUUGUUCCAAAUUUAGGCUUUUAUCAUUUAUUCCGAGAGCCAUAAAACAUUUCCUUCUGGUUAAAUAAUUUGGACAUUAGGAGAAUUAUAUACUGUAUUCACUUUAACUUUGUGUCAUGGUGUUAAGAAACUGUAAUUUGGGUUACCAGAAAAUAUGAUGUAUUGUGGUUUAGGUGACAGAAGUGUUUGUAUUUUGAUGUACUGUAAGUAGACAUCAUAUAAGGAUUUUAUUAAUUGUAUUAGUGUGUUUCUUUUUAUGGCCUGUUAUUACCCAAUUUGGACCACAAUUCCUGGAAAGUGAUGUAAUGGUAGUUAAGAGUAAGGUUGGAGUAGUUGAGCAUAUUGGUGCUAGCUUUAUACCACGUGUUGAGUGUGGUGGGGUGUACGCAUGAAACUGUCGUCCUAGGUUUUGUGCCUUGUAACUUGUUGAUUUUCUCUCAAAGUCUGAUCUGUUGCUUGAAAUGAAGAAACAAUAAUAAAAGUUCUACAUUCCAUUAA